GUCCAUUAGUUGGACAGGGAAGUUGUGGGACAGUUCAUAUGGGAAUAUCAAAGGAUUCCACCGUUUUACCAACUAUUAUGGCAGUGAAGUCGGCAAAUAUGUCUGAUGCACGUUCGCUUAAAAGGGAGAGAAAGAUUCUUAGCAAACUUGAAGGUUGUCCUAGUGUGAUACAAUGUUACGGAGAAGACAUUACCCUGGAUGAAGAUGGGAAGACAGUUUAUAAUCUGUUGUUGGAAUUUGCUUAUGGUGGUACUUUAACUGAUCUUAUUGACAAAAGUGGAGGCUGUGGAUUACCUGAACCUCAAGUAAGGUUCUAUACAAGAUGCAUUCUUGAAGGGCUUUCAAAAGUUCAUGAGUUUGGUUAUGUUCAUUGUGACCUAAAACCUGACAACAUUUUGUUGGAUAAAGCUGGCUUGCUUGGUGCUACUAACAAUGUGGCAAAAAUUUGUGAUUUUGGAAUGGCAAAGAAGGCAAAUAAAAGGACUUCUUUAAGAGGAAGUCCAAUGUAUGUGUCACCUGAAAUACUGAACUUCGGUAGCCAAGAAUCAGCAUCCGAUAUUUGGGCACUUGGCUGCGUAGUGCUUAAGAUGCUGACAGGGAAGCCCCCGUGGAUUCUAGAGACUGAUUUAAAGAAGGAUCCUGAUUUAGUUAUGAGGGACCUUUUCUCUAGGAUUGGUUCCACACAUGAAUUGCCGGUUAUUCCUAGCAACAUAUCAGAGGAAAGUAAGGAUUUCCUCAGAUGUUGCUUCCCCAAGAGUCCUGCGCUGAGAUCGACAGCAAGUGAGCUCCUGAAUCACAAAUUUGUGAUGGCUUUUGAAGAAGAAGGAGAGAAGAAGGGUAGAGAAAGAGAGGAGGUCUUGGAUCCUGAAGGGAUCAAUACACCACUGUCUUCAACUUACGAGGAGGACAGCUUUAUAUCUCUGAAGGAUUCAUCAUCCGCUUCCCCUUCAGAAGGUGUUUCCAGCUCCAGCCCUGUUCCUGAUGUCUUUCCAAUAUUUACAAACACAUCAGUUAAACAAGCUGCGCUGAAGUUGAGGAAUAGAAAGUGCCAGGAAUUAGCCGCAGCUGACAAUGGUCCUCCUCCUACCAAAAAUGUCAUUAUGAACAACAAAAUUAUCUUGCAAUCUACUGCAAUAUGCAGAAAGAAUGGAAGAAUUCUCAACAAAGAAUUUCAACCUAGACCUAUUGGACUGAAAACUCUGUAA
Messenger RNA from Dovyalis caffra, 1205 nucleotides. Lineage: Eukaryota; Viridiplantae; Streptophyta; Magnoliopsida; Malpighiales; Salicaceae. The record is from the annotation of a GenBank genome assembly.